Messenger RNA from Colias croceus (clouded yellow), 6744 nucleotides. It is a transcript of the gene mon2, whose product is annotated as protein MON2 homolog. Bases 82 to 4974 code for a protein of 1630 amino acids. Lineage: Eukaryota; Metazoa; Arthropoda; Insecta; Lepidoptera; Pieridae. The record is from RefSeq and is a predicted model, not a curated record. The transcript has 38 exons.
UUGUAUACAUGGCAUAUUUUAUAAUUUGUUUAAUUUUGCUGUGAAACAUGAAGUAAUUCAUUAUAUUUUGCAUAAAUAAACAUGGCAUUUGUUAGCGCUGUUACCGGCGAUGACUCCACGAGGAAAUUCAUGGAUGUCCUCCAAAACGACUUUAAAACCCUGAGUUUGGAAACCAAGAAAAAACAUCCUCAGAUAAGGGAGGCAUGUGAUGAAGCAAUAGAAAAAUUGUCAUUAGCAGCUAAUAAUCCACAGGCUUCUCUAUAUGGCGUUGUUAAUCAGAUUUUAUAUCCCCUAGUGCAAGGAUGUGAGUCAAAGGAUGUAAAAAUCAUUAAGUUUUGCUUAGGCACCAUCCAGCGGCUUAUAGCUCAACAAGGCAUAGAUGCAAAGGGCGCUCGGCAUAUAGUAGACUGUUUAUUCAACUUGGGUCAAGCUAAUAUGCUUGAACUUAAGUUAUUACAAACCGCAGCUUUGUUAAUGACCACAUCUGAUCUUGUACAUGGCGAUACUUUGGCUAGGACAAUGGUGCUAUGCAUGCGUAUGGUGGCGACAAGUGAAACUCGCGAUGUAAGCACUAGUCAUGCUGCGGCUGCAACUGUUAGGCAACUUGUUGCUUUGGUGUUCGAGAGGGCUCUGGCUGAGGCAGAGGGUACACUGAAAGUGAAUCCAGCUGAUGUUCGAAUUCAGACGAACCAAAAAGCGCCGAAGGAAUUGAAACCCUGUGCUGUAGAUGCUUAUCUAAUUUUACAGGAUAUAAUUCAAUUAAUAAACGGUGAUGCUGCACACUGGUUAGUUGGCAUCUCAGACGUACCCAAAACAUUUGGCUUAGAGCUGUUGGACACUGUACUCACUGAUUUCUCAGCUAUUUUCUUUAAGAUAUCAGAAUUUAGAUUCUUGCUGAAAGAACAUGUGUGUGCAUUGAUCAUAAGGCUCUUCUCGCCUAAUGUUAAGUACAGGGCAGCAUUCACCGCCCCCCACAUCCCCGGGGGCGCGGUGGGGGGGAGCCCGCCCGCGCCCGACCGUCCCCACUUCCCCGUCACCAUGCGCCUGCUGCGGCUCGUGUCUAUCAUACUGCACAAGUAUCACGAUUUGUUGGUGACAGAGUGUGAAAUAUUCUUAUCACUGACUAUAAAGUUUCUGGAUCCCGACAAACCGUUAUGGCAGCGGGCACUCGCGCUGGAAGUUUUGCAUAAAAUGACUAUUCAACCUGAUCUUUUGAAGUCAUUCUGCGAAUGUUACGACAUGAGGCCGCACGCAACUAACAUAUUCCAAGACAUAGUGAACGCGCUGGGUGCAUAUGUGCAAAGUCUUUUUGUAGCCGCCAAUGUUAAUACGCAACCUGGUUCAACCGCAGUCCCUCAACAAGCUGGUUUCUAUUGGAAGGGGGUGUGGCUUCCGUUGUGUGUCACCUUCGAGCCGGGAACUGCGAAAUCUGUCUAUAUAGAAAUGCUGGAUCGCACAGAAGCGCCGACCAUACAAGAGGGUUACGGUAUUUCUGUCGCGUACGCGUGCCUCAUUGAGAUCAUACGAUCCAUUGCUAUAAGCGUGGAGGGGGAUGAUUAUUAUAGAUUGCAAGAACUGUACGACGAUACGCAAAAUGACAACGACGAAAAGGAAGUUAACGCUAACACCAAAACUAUCACUGAUAAAGAAUCAGACCAAAACAAGACAACAAGUGAAGACAUAACUAACAACGGUCACGAUGUUAAAGCCGAUCAGAAUUCAAAUCUUGUUAAGAAAAUAGACAAUGAGGCAGAAGAGAAAGAGAGACAGCUCAGUUUGCAGUUAAUAAAGUCAUCCUGGUGCGGUCUAGUGUGGGGUUUGUCCGUACUCGCUGAAGCGAGUAUUGGUGAACUAGAAAAUAUUCUGCGUGCCAUACAGACUCUUGCUAGAGUCAGUGGGAAGGUGGGCGUGACGAACGCGCGUGACGCGUGCGUAGGCGCACUAUGCCGGUGUGCGCUGCCCGCGCAGUACUGCGUGCCCGUGCUGGGUGCGCUGGCUGCGCUGGCCUGCCCCUGGCCCGCUGCCCGGGCCCCCGCCCCGCCUGCAGACCUGCGGCAUCAUGUCGUGUGGGUCGGCACGCCGCUGCCGUGUGCGCAGCCACCAGGUCAACAGCAAUCGUUCGUGAUGGUGACGUCACGUCACGUGACAGCCAUGCGUGCGUUAUUAGCCGCGGCCCGCCGUGACGGGGACACGCUGCAGCAGGCCUGGCUGCCCGUGCUCACUACACUACAGCAUUUGGUGUGGAUCUUAGGAUUAAAGCCAUCUACAGGCGGCAGCAUGAAGGCAAGUCGAGCGAGUGCUGAUGCCAACGCUGUGAUGAGCACCUCUGCGGUCAUGGCUGAUCUACCUGCAUUAUCAGCUAUGCUGUCCAGGGUAUUUGAGGCUUCGAAAAAUUUGGAUGAUGUAGCACUCCAUCAUUUGAUUGACGCGUUGUGCAAAUUGUCCAACGAGGCUAUGGAACUAGCGUACUCUAACAGGGAACCUUCGCUGUUCGCAGUUGCGAAGCUUUUAGAAACCGGCUUAGCCAAUAUGCACAGGAUUGAAGUCAUGUGGCGGCCGAUCACCAACCAUCUCCUUGAAGUAUGUCAACACCCGCAUAUACGUAUGAGGGAGUGGGGAGUUGAAGCCAUCACGUAUUUAGUUCAGGCCGCCUUCACGUAUCAUCACAAUAAUCCAGCUUUGGUUACUGAGGCCCGGGAACGUCUAAUCCUAGAGCCACUAGCAGAACUAUGCAGCGUGCGGCACUGUGACGUUCGUGCAAGACAACUGGAAUGUGCUGCUCGGCUGCUGCACUCACGGGGGGAGCAGCUCGGUGCUGCCUGGCCGCUGAUGAUGGAGAUCAUCUCCGCUAUCUGCGACCAGCACAGCGAGCAGCUGGUCCGCUCCGCGUUCCAAUGCGCACAGCUGGUGGCGGGCGACCUGCUCGGCUGCGCAGGACCACGCUGCCUGCGUCGUGUGCUCGCUGCUGCAGCCGCGUUCGCCAGGCAGACCAAGGAGCUGAACAUUAGUCUAACUGCUGUUGGGCUUAUGUGGAACAUAUCAGACUAUCUCUACCACAACCGGGACAAAUUAUCCGUGGCACUCGCUAACGAAGCGGCCGCUUGUCCCGAGAGCAGUCCCGACUUACCGCCCCUGGACAGACUGUGGAUGUGUCUGUAUGUGCGGUUGAGUGAGCUGUGCACAGAACCACGAGCGCCAGUACGUCGAGCAGCGAGCCAGACGCUGUUCAGCUGCAUCGGCGCGCACGGCACGCUGCUCAGCCGGCCUGCUUGGCGCGCGCUGCUCAACGUGCUGUUCCCCAUGCUGCAGCAGGUUCAAAAACAAUCGAAUAUUGCCAGCUCAGAGAAGGUGGACACCGGGGAGCAUAUUCUCAUACACCAUACCAGGAACACGGCGCAAAAGCAAUGGGCUGAGACACAGGUGCUAACAUUAUCGGGUGUAUCACGGGUCUUCCAUUCCCGUUUCGCGUUAUUAACCACGGUGGGGGAUUUCCCGCGGUCGUGGACAGCUUUAUUGGACUUCAUCGUGGACUUUGCACUUAGGAGGAGUCAUGAGGUGUCGGUAGCGGCGUUGAAGUCGUUCCAAGAGGUGGUGUCGGCAGCGGGGCGGGCGGAGGGCGAAGCGCCGGGGGCUCCGGGGGGUGGGGGAGGUGCUCGUGUGUGGCCCGCUGCUUGGGCUGCUUGGCGGAGUAUAGCCUCACGCCUGCCCGCCGAUACAUACACGCCUGUGUCUGAAGACGGCAAACCUCCGGAAACGUAUUCCCCGUCACUAAGCUUCCUCACGACGCUGGUGCAAAUAUUCCCGCUCAUAUUCCAACAUAUUAGACCCACGUUUACGCCAAAAGAUGUGGAAGCACUGGGCGAGUGUCUAUGCAAGGUGUGCAGCGUGGAGCCCUCGGCCUCCACCCUCGACGGGCUCGGGGGCGGAGCACCUGCCAGCUUGCACGCGUUGCACUGCCUCGACACUGUACAUAAGGAGGCACUGAUCCGCCACGAGCUGUUGCCAGCGAUGUUCUCAGCGCUGACGUCACUCGCUGAGGUGGUCAGUUCUCAGCCAGCAGCCAGUGCACGCUGUCUCUCAGCGGCCGCGGCGCUGUACAGAGCUGCGCCGGCGCCUAGUGCGCAUAUAUUGCCGCAUUUGUUGCAAUCUUUGCAUUCAGCGGUGAAGAAAGGUGGUCCAGAAAAGCGCAGACGAAGCAACGAGCGUGAGAGAGAGCAACCAGAUGAAAAUACACAGAUCUCUACAUUAUUACUGCAGGUAUUGGCGACAGGAUUGCCAUUGGCCAGAGAGAAUCCGGAUGAAUACAAAGAGUUUUGGGACGUCCUGCCUGAUGUACUGGAGACAUUUAUGUUUGAACCUUCGGUGGGGGGUGGUCGCAGCGCCCGCGACGUGGUGGGCGUGGUGCGUGGCCAGCUGCUCGGAGCAGCGCCCCGCGCGCCGCGCAAGGCCGCUGCUCACGCGCUGCUGCUCGUGCGCCGCGGGGCUGCUGCGCUGCACGACGCGACUGCUCGACCCAAAAAUGAACAAGACCUCCGUGAGCGUGAAGAAUUCGCGCGCGCGUGCUUUGAGACUCUGCUGCAGUUCUCCAUGCUCGAAGAUGCCGAUUCUAUCACCGGCAAUGAAGAAGAUGCUGACCCACUGGCUAUAAUGCCGUUAUUGGACCGGUUUCAAGAGGUCAUAUCGAAAUACAGCAGUGACGAUGAAAACGCAGAGACAUUAACUAGGCAACAAGUGUCAGAGAUCUCGUUCGUGCUAAAAGCAGUAGCAACACUAACAGAAGCUAUGAAACGCGCGCCGCCCGGUAAAGUGGACACCGCCGCGUGGCAUAAGUUGAUUGGUCUGUACCCGUGGGUGGUGUCGCUGGCGGCGGGCAGGGGUUGUGGGGGCUGCGGGGGUGCGGGGGGCUGUGGCGCGGCGCUGCGCGAGGCGCUGCUGCAGUUCGGCGCCCUGCUGGCGCCCCCGCCCGCGCCCUAGCGCCGGCUCUACACCAUACACAUCUAGAGCACGCGCCUGUGAGCCGCUAGCUCGCUGCAGCCCGUCGUCAGCCAACGCCCUACCCCCUCCCCAUAUAGAUAGUUAUACACACACACACACACACAGACUCGUAGAUGAUUCACUCUUGCGUACUAAUAUAGUACAGUGCAGAUGUGUGAGUGACUAGUGCACUUGCUCACAUACUUACGAACAUAUUAUACACAUACUUACGAACGUACUAUGAAGUUAGUUAGAACUAAUCAAAGUGAUCAUUCCAUACACGUAAUAUUUAGUUACAGUUUAGUUUUGUUUAAAUUUUUUCUCAUUCAACAACAUUCCAUUAUUCCAAUCCUAUAUUUUGUAAAAUAGAAGUACAAUUUAAUUAAAUAAAUACUUUAUUUACACCAUCAUUACACAACACUUACACUUUCCCCUUUUUAUCUUAUAGUGCUAGUCCCCAAAAAUAGAACAAUCUAGAACAAAUAUCCCCCCCCCUGUGUUCAUUUAGUGAUUUUUGUGUUUUUUUUAGUGUAUUUAGUGUUCCUAGUGCAUUUAAAGUGUGGCUGGCGAUGAACAAGCUUAUAGCAUAGUGCGAUAGAACCUUAGUAACGUGGGGACCUUGAGUGCGCGCUUGUGACCUCGGCUCAGUGCUUUGAGAACCAUUAGUUAUUAAUAUAAUAGACUAGCGGUCCGCCCCGGCUUCGCCCGUGGUACAUAUUCACGUUUUCUCUACAUAAGAACCAUCUUUGAACUUCAAGGAAUAUUAUAAAAAAAGAAUUAACGAAAUCGGUUAAGCCGUUCUCAAGUUAUGCGCUUACCAACACAUUUUGGGAUUCAUUUUUAUAUAUAAGAAGAUAUUAGAUAUAGUUAGAUAGUGGUUGGCUUGAAAAUCGAAAUAAUUACAGUAAAAUUACUGCAUUUGUAAAGAACUAUAAGAUAUAUAAUUCCAUGGAAUAUUCUUUAACAGUCAGUUUCAAGAAACACUGUGAGCUGAGAUUUAAGAUAUCCUUGUCACAAGGACAACGAAGACUUGUAUUUAAUCUAUAAAAACUAUGUUUGGCAAAAUAGCUAUUAUGUCUAUUACGUUAAGGCUCUAUUUUCUCAAUGAUCUUUCCAAAGUUUAGGUAACUUUAUUUCGACUUUCAAGCCUUAUUAUUAUUAAGCAAUAUAAAUAUAUUAAAAUAAUUAAAUUAUUAACUGUAUUCCACUUUAACACUUAUGUAUAGCCAUACUUAGUUAUAAGUCAUUUUAUAAAUAAGAACGUUCAAUAUUUAUGUUUGUAUAUACAGUAUAUUUAUUGAAUUGUAUGAAAUAUCGAGCUGGAAUCUCGAUGAUUUCUUAUUGUGUACUAGCUGUCCGCGCGCGGCUUCGCCCGCUUUGUUUAAAACCUAAAUUAUAUACUAAUACCUUCCUCUUCAAUCACUCUAUAUUUUAAAAAAAACCGCAUCAAGAUCCGUUGCUUAGUUUUAAGGAUUAAAGCAUACAAAGGGACAUAGGGACAGAGAAAGCGACUUUGUUUUAUACUAUGUAGUGAUUCCAAAGAAACAUCACAUUUGUACAAUUUCUAUAUUGGCUAUGACAUCUUACGCUGAGCUUUUGGCUUAAAGAACGUACGGGUAAAUCAAAUUUAUGUAAAUUUGUCCGUAUUUAGCUAAGUACUUUGAAAAAUGUGUUUGCUAUUAGUGCUGAUUUACACAGGGUCAGUAGACAAGUUAGUUGCGGCGCCGAAUUUCGGCGCCGCGACUGACUUUAACUGUUUACAUAGACUUC